AUGCGGAGAGCAGCGGGCUUCCCAGCCCUGUGCCUGCUCUUCGGUCUCCAGUCUGCAGGGUGCUUUUCAGGAAACAAUGAUCGCAUUUUGGCAAUUCAUCAUAAGAGGACUGGGAAGCCAGCAUUCCUUUAUCACCAUUCACAAGACAUUGAGAAGAGCCUGGAUAUAGCUCCACAAAAGAUAUAUAAGCACUCUUCUUCAGAAACUCAAGUAAACAGAAACCACCAAAUUGUCAAUUCAGCAUUUCUUAGGCCUGCGUAUGAUCCAUCUCUCAAUCUGUUGGCCGUGGCUGGUCAAGAUCCUGAAGUUGAAAACCUUCCAAUCCCUGCAGCAAAUGUAAUCGUGGUGACACUGCAAAUGGAUGUCAACAAGCUGAACAUAACCUUGCUCCGAGUAUUCCUCCAGGGAGUGGCGGCCGCUUUAGGACUCUUACCCCAGCAAGUGCACAUCAACCGCCUCAAUGGAAAGAAGAACAGCGUGGAACUCUUCGUGUCUCCCAUAAACGGAAAAGGAGGCGUGUCUGACGCCCUGCCUUCUGAGGAAGUGCUGCGCUCACUUAACACCGAUGUCUUGCAUCAAAGUUUGUCCCAAUUUGGAAUCAUAGAAGUUUCUCCUGAGAAAAAUGUGCUCCAAGGGCAGCAUGAAGCGGACAAAAUCUGGAGCAAAGAAGGAUUCUAUGCGGUUGUCAUAUUUCUCAGCAUCUUUGUUAUGAUAGUAACGUGCUUGAUGAUUCUUUACAGAUUAAAGGAAAAGUUUCAGCUUUCUUUGAGACAAGAUAAAGAGAAAAAUCAGGAGAUCCACCUGUCACCCCUCGCUUUACAGCCAGCACAGACUGAGGCAAAGAUAGUCAACAGCAUGGUCCAGCCUGAGCAGGCGCCGAAGAUUCUGAGUGUGGUCGUGGACCCUCAAGGUCGAUACGCUCCUGAGAUCAAAGCUACCACCUCUGUCUGCCCUUCUCCUUUCAAAAUGAAACCCAUCGGACUUCAAGAGAGAAGAGGGUCCAACGUAUCUCUUACAUUGGACAUGAGCAGCUUGGGGAAUGUGGAACCCUUUGUGGCUGUACCAACCCCACGGGAGAAGGCAGCAAUGGAGUAUCUACAGUCUGCCAGCCGAAUUCUCACAAGAUCACAGCUGAGGGACGUCGUGGCAAGUUCACAUUUACUCCAAAGUGAAUUCAUGGAAAUACCAAUGAACUUUGUGGAUCCCAAAGAAAUUGACAUUCCACGUCAUGGAACUAAAAAUCGUUAUAAGACCAUUUUGCCAAAUCCCCUCAGCAGAGUGUGUUUAAGACCAAAAAAUGUAACUGAUGCACUGAGCACCUACAUUAAUGCUAAUUAUAUUAGGGGCUACAAUGGCAGAGAGAAAGCGUUCAUCGCCACGCAGGGCCCCAUGAUCAACACCGUGAAUGACUUCUGGCAGAUGGUUUGGCAGGAAGAUAGUCCUGUGAUUGUUAUGAUCACAAAACUCAAAGAAAAAAAUGAGAAAUGUGUGUUAUACUGGCCCGAAAAGAGAGGGAUUUAUGGAAAAGUCGAGGUUCUGGUUAUCAAUGUCAAUGAAUGUGAAAACUACACUGUUCGGAACCUCGUCUUAAAGCAAGGAAGUCACACCCAACAUGUGAAGCAUUACUGGUACACCUCAUGGCCGGAUCACAAGACUCCAGACAGUGCCCAGCCCCUUCUACAACUCAUGCUGGAUGUGGAAGAAGACAGACUUGCUUCCGCAGGCCGAGGGCCUGUGGUUGUCCACUGCAGUGCAGGGAUAGGUAGAACAGGGUGUUUUAUUGCUACAUCCAUUGGCUGUCAACAGUUGAAAGAAGAAGGAGUUGUGGAUCCGCUAAGCAUUGUCUGCCAGCUUCGGGUAGACAGAGGCGGGAUGGUCCAAACCAGUGAGCAGUAUGAAUUUGUGCAUCAUGCUCUGUGCCUGUACGCGAGCAGACUUUCCGCAGAAACCGUCCAGUGA
This is a messenger RNA of Pipistrellus nathusii (Nathusius's pipistrelle), 1959 nucleotides long. The record is from the annotation of a GenBank genome assembly. NCBI's taxonomy places the organism in Eukaryota, Metazoa, Chordata, Mammalia, Chiroptera, Vespertilionidae.